AGGCUUAAGCCUCUCAAUAUUUUAUUUUUCACGUAUCUCUAUUUUCUCUCUCCUCUCCCUGUCGGUGUACACAGAUCUUGCGCACUUCCAACGUUCUUCUUCUUCUUUUUGUGUCACUAUUCUUCUCAUUUCGGCUUAUUCACCUGCAACAAAUCGUGGGUAUCACUUGGUUUUUAAGUUCAAUCAACGAAGCUAUAGCGCUGUGUUUCUCCCACCUCGGGAUCUUUGGUGGGGUUGUCAGAAAAUUCAAAAAAAUAAGGACUUUUUGUUGCCAAAUUGGAAAUUUGUGGCUUUAGAAAUCUUGGUUCUUCCAAAAACUUGGUGAGGUUGGUGUUUGUGGGAUUUGGAGAAGAGUGAGCGAGUGUGUGUGUGUGUGUGUUUAAUUGUUUAUCAGUGAUUCCAUUUUUCUUCUAUGUUUGGUGAAGAGAAGGAUAAUAAUAAUAAUAAUAAGCUGGGAUUGUUGUUGUGGAUUUGUGAUAAGGAGAGAGGGUAGGUGGGGAUAAAUGUGGCUGAUUUGAAUGGUCAAAGUUUGAAUUUUUUUGAAAAUUCUAAGGUCUUUGUUUUGUUCAGUUUGUGCUUGAUCUUCAAGAGGUGUCAAUAAUUUUGUUGGGCUCAGCAGAAAAUGCAGCAAGAUCACAGGAAAAAGGUGGAUUUUUUUUCAGCUCAUCAUUUCUGAAAAUUGUGCAAUUUGAGAUUGAAUUCAACAGAGAUGGAUUUUUUCUCCGAAUAUGGUGAUGCCAACCGGUACAAAAUUCAAGAAGUCAUUGGGAAAGGAAGUUAUGGUGUUGUCUGUUCGGCCAUUGACACUCAUACAGGUGAAAAAGUGGCGAUUAAGAAGAUUCAUGACAUCUUCGAGCAUAUAUCUGAUGCCGCACGUAUCCUCCGUGAAAUAAAGCUUCUUAGGCUUCUACGACAUCCCGAUAUAGUUGAAAUCAAACACAUCAUGCUGCCACCUUCUAGGAAGGACUUCAAAGAUAUUUAUGUUGUUUUUGAGCUUAUGGAGUCUGAUCUUCAUCAAGUCAUCAAAGCCAAUGAUGACUUAACAAAAGAGCACUAUCAGUUUUUCCUUUACCAAUUACUUCGAGCAUUGAAGUAUAUUCACACCGCAAACGUGUAUCAUAGAGAUUUGAAGCCAAAGAAUAUACUAGCAAAUGCAAACUGUAAACUUAAAAUUUGUGAUUUCGGGUUAGCUAGAGUUGCCUUCAAUGACACACCAACUACUAUUUUUUGGACGGAUUAUGUUGCAACAAGGUGGUAUAGAGCUCCGGAGCUUUGUGGAUCAUUUUAUUCUAAGUAUACACCAGCAAUUGAUAUAUGGAGCAUCGGGUGCAUCUUUGCCGAAGUGCUCACAGGAAAGCCACUUUUUCCUGGAAAAAAUGUUGUCCACCAGUUGGAUCUGAUGACAGAUCUGCUUGGGACACCCUCACUGGAUACCAUAUCACGGGUACGCAAUGAGAAGGCACGGAGAUACCUUACUAGCAUGAGGAAAAAACAGCCUGUGCCAUUUGCACAUAAGUUUCCUAAUGCAGACCCUUUAGCGCUACGACUACUAGAGAGAUUGCUGGCUUUUGAUCCGAAAGACCGACCUACUGCUGCAGAGGCAUUGGCUGAUCCUUACUUCAAGGGACUGGCUAAAGUUGAGAGAGAACCGUCCUGCCAGCCAAUCACGAAAAUGGAGUUCGAAUUCGAAAGGCGAAGAGUCACGAAGGAGGAAAUUCGUGAGCUAAUUUUCCGUGAGAUUCUAGAGUAUCAUCCACAAUUAUUGAAAGACUACAUGAAUGGAACAGAGAGAACUAAUUUUCUUUAUCCAAGUGCCGUUGAUCAAUUCCGGAAGCAGUUUGCUCAUUUAGAGGAAAAUGGUAAAAAUGGACCAGCAGUGCCACUUGAUAGAAAGCAUGUUUCUCUUCCAAGGUCAACAAUUAUACAUUCAAACAUUGCACCCACCAAAGAGCAGACGAGUAUUGCUUCCUCGAAAAACCGGCAAACAGCUGAAGACUAUAACAAGAGCUCGAGAGAUACAGAAAUUACAGUGCCACGGCCAAUGCCAGGUGCCCAAAGAAUUCCACUAGCAAAACCUGGUAAAGUUGUUGGGCCGGUUGGACCGUACGAGUAUGCGAGUGUUGUCAAGGAUUCUUAUGAUCCAAGAACAUUAGUAAGAGGUUCUGUGGUUCCUUCUCAACCUGUUCCCACAGCAUACUAUUACCAUAGUUCUAGCACCAGUAAUCGACCGGUAACAGAAGCCGAUAAGGGCGUUCCUUUGCAGGCAACAACACAUGGUCAACAAUGUGGAGUUAAUGCCAAGAUAGCGCCCGAUAUAGCAAUCAAUAUCGACAAGAACCCAUUUUUCAUGACGCGUGUCGGAGUGAACAAGCUAGAACAAGAUGAUCAAAUAGCCAUAGAAACAAACUUGCUGCAAUCUAAGGCUCAAUAUGGUGGGAUUAGUGCUGCAGCUGGAGCCACUGCUCAUAGAAAAGUUGGACCUGUUCAGUAUGGUAUGACAAGAAUGUUCUAACUUCUAAGUAAGAUUUCAAAAUAUGGAAAGAGCAAUCCCUUGUAGAGCAAAAAGAAAAGUUCCCCCUCUAAAUUGAACUGAAUCUCUAAAGUGAGAAACUUAACUUUAAGGUGGAUAUAUUCUUAUUUUCUCACUUUAAGGGGUGUUCCUGAGUUGGGGUUCUGGAGAGAAAGAAAUGGAACCGUUCCAUUCUUUCGCUUCAGAAAUCCAACUCAGAAACACAUCCUUAGGGAGAAACUAUACAGUCUUUAAAGGAAUCGUAUUCGUAUCCGCGGAGAAAAAUGCUAAGUCUCUUGUGGUUUGUAUAAUAUGAGGGAUAGUAAGGGCCAUAAUGAGGCAAUGCUUUCCCUAUGAAGAGCCAGCAUUCUGUGGUUAAAAGUUGUAAACUUUGGUUACAAUUGUCAGCAAACUGUAACUAUGAAACAGAAUCCUAAUUUGCAAGUUAAUCCAUACCAUUCUAUUUCCCUUU
This is a messenger RNA of Arachis stenosperma, 2981 nucleotides long. Its product is annotated as mitogen-activated protein kinase 20-like. Gene Ontology annotation, biological process: protein phosphorylation; intracellular signal transduction. Gene Ontology annotation, molecular function: MAP kinase activity; ATP binding. The coding region runs from base 710 to 2512 and encodes 600 amino acids. Lineage: Eukaryota; Viridiplantae; Streptophyta; Magnoliopsida; Fabales; Fabaceae. Gene Ontology annotation, cellular component: nucleus; cytoplasm. The record is from RefSeq and is a predicted model, not a curated record. The transcript has 10 exons.